UCACCGAUGAACUUGAGCUCAUUCUAUCCGAAACGCUACGGACGCGACGACGGGAAUAUGUGGGGAAAUAGUCAGUUGUGGAAACUUCACAAGUCAAUCAAUUGUCCUCGGUGCCGUUAUUGUUUCGAGUUUGAGCGUGAGUCAGAAUAUCCCAGUGAUUAAUUGAAUUGAAAAACUGCAAAUCGUGGAAUUUGCCAGUUGUAACUUGUGAGUGACUUCCGUAGACUUCAAUGUGUGCAACAUGUUUAAAAUUUCGAGAAGCAUCUUCCGGCAGACGCUGGCAGCCUUUUGCUGUUCCAUCGGUCCGAUGACAGUGGGCGCAAUCGCGGGUUGGUCAGCAUCCGCUUUCCCAAAAAUCCGAAACGACGAACUCAACUUUCGGCUGACUCUUUUCCAAGAGGCAUGGGUCAUCAACACCUACUAUGUGGGCAUCAUGAUGGGCCCUCUGCUGGCCGGCAUCGCCAUGGACGCCAUCGGCAGGAAAACUACCCUCCUCCUCUUCAGCAUCUUCUCCGUCGCCAACUGGACGUUGGUCAUCCUCGCUUCGAAUGAGUACAUGCUCUAUAUCGCGCGGGUUUUCUCUGGACUCUGGGCUGGCAGCGUUUUCACCGUCUGCCCUGCUUUCCUUGCUGAGGUACUACAACCCCACGUCCGAGGCAGCCUGGGCUCUUUUUUGAUGAGCAUGUACUUCUUAGGCAACCUCUACGAAUACAUCAUCGGCCCCUACGUGUCAUACUCCACAUUCGGCAUCGCCUCCUGCAUCCCCUGCCUGAUCUUUGCCGUCGCGUUUCUCUUCAUCCCUGAAUCCCCCUACUACUACAUCAUGAAAAACCAACGCGGAAAAGCAGAGGCCUCCCUCAGCUGGCUGCGAGGCGACGUCGACGUCAACCAAGAACUCGACGCCAUCGAGACGUACGCCGUGGCGUUCAUGAGAAACCGAGGGUCAUUCAAAGACGUCUUCCUCAACGAGAACUACCGCGCGGCACUCAUCAACGUCCAGGCCAUCUACUUCCUCCAGAAGCUCUGCGGGAUGUUCACCGUGCUCGCCUACCUGACCGUCAUCAUCCCUCCAUACGUGGGUCCUUUCACGUCUGAGAACUGCACCCUUAUCGUGGGGGUCGUUCUUUGGAUCUCGACCACCCUCGCAGCUUCCCUCAUGGAUCGAAUUGGUCGGAAGAGGCUCCUCGUAAUCUCGAACGUUGGCAUCAUCGUUACGAUGACAAUUACUGGAGCUUGGUACUAUUUGGACAGUACGGAUUUGGAUCUCUCGGAGACUACUUAUGUGCCGUUUUUGGGGUUGGUGAUCUAUGGGAUUUUCUUCUGUCUCGGCCUGGGGCCUAUUCCUACCCUUUACCAAGGGGAGAUUCUGCCCUCGAACAUUAAGGCUCGCGCUUGCACGGUUACAACGAUGUGCUCGGCGUGGGCCUCUAUUUUGAACACGACUCUGUUCGCCAUUUGUAUCAGGUAUAUUGGCCUGUACAUCAACUUCUUCCUGUUCGCGGCCACCUCAGUGUUCGGAUUGUACUUCGCGAAGUACCAUUUCACAGAAACGAGCGGGAAGACGCUACAAGAGAUUCAAGAAGAACUCAUGAAAAGACGGCAUCGAGGGAAAUUCACGGAUGACAAGAAGUCCCCCGUAAAUGCAAAACCAACCAUUUACACAGUUCCGAUGCCAAAUGCAACGGAGAAGGUUGAAACCAAGAAACAUUUCGAGAAGGAUGCUAAGUGGACCGACGAAUGAUCAGUGGUGUUUUUCUGAAGUUGGCAAUACUGAGCUCCCAUAUUUUGUUCAUCCGCGUUUUCACAAUACUCUCUUUCUUCGCAGAACUGUAUGCGAAUAGUAAAUACAACCACUCAUUUAACUUACGAUUCUAUGUUUACAAUUUUGGAUAGAGUAGAAAGGAGGAACAGGCGCCGGUCAUCUGAUCCGGAAAGGAACAAAACCAGUUGCGCUGAUGACGUUCCACCGGUUGGAACGACACGCGUCGGCUUAUUAUAACAUACCUGCGUGCAAGUGGGUGAUUUUAAACACAAUUUGAAGUCUCAUCAUUGAGAGGGAAAUAGGGAGGAAAAUAGGAAAUUAUAUUUUCUAGUUACAGUUUAUGUAAAGUAAAGUGUAUGUAAAGUAAGUUAUGUACAGUAAAGUUUAUAACAAAAUGUUUUGAUACCUCAUGUCGUAUGCUGUUCAUUGAAUACAUACUUUUGUCCGUAAC
Bemisia tabaci is the source of this 2213-nucleotide messenger RNA. Its product is annotated as facilitated trehalose transporter Tret1. The record is from RefSeq and is a predicted model, not a curated record. NCBI's taxonomy places the organism in Eukaryota, Metazoa, Arthropoda, Insecta, Hemiptera, Aleyrodidae. Gene Ontology annotation, molecular function: transmembrane transporter activity. Gene Ontology annotation, biological process: transmembrane transport. Gene Ontology annotation, cellular component: membrane.